This is a messenger RNA of Anguilla rostrata (American eel), 1658 nucleotides long. RefSeq names its product protein Bouncer-like. Gene Ontology annotation, cellular component: membrane. The coding region runs from base 378 to 761 and encodes 127 amino acids. Lineage: Eukaryota; Metazoa; Chordata; Actinopteri; Anguilliformes; Anguillidae. Gene Ontology annotation, biological process: sperm-egg recognition. The record is from RefSeq and is a predicted model, not a curated record. The transcript is spliced from 3 exons.
CAGUAGUUACUUCAGUGCUGUCAUUUGAUUUCUGACAUCUUAAAUUACAUUAGGCCUGUGGGGUGGGUACUUAUCCCAAGUUCAACAUAACACAGAAAGAAGGCACAUACAGCAAGCAUCUGGACAGUCCCAGAGAGUGAGAGAUAGACAUCUGGCUUGAUCUGACAGCAGGACACAGUUGUAGAGGUAAAUAGAUACAGAAACAGAAGGAGAGAUUGUGAUUAAUAAGCAGCCAACUGAAGAAGGCAUGGAAAUGUAAUGUUUUGAAAAUGAUAUAAGGAACCUCAGAACAAACUCAGAAAAAGCAUUGGCAAGCUUGAGUGGAAUACAGAGAGAAGAAAAACAUCCCAGAGGAUUGCUGAGAGUCCAAGACUGAAAUGCCCCGUCUAAUUUAUUUAGUACUUUUUCUUUGUCUGCUCCCGUUUGCUGUCCCUCUGUAUUGCUUUACUUGUGUGUUUCCUACAAUCUCUCCACUGGAUUGCAUUAAAUUCCCGCAGAAGUGCCCUCCAGGCCAGCACUGUCUGUCAAGCACAGCAGUCGGCAACCGAGGAGGGUUCCGUGUGGUCCUGUUUGAGAAAAGCUGUGUUAUCUCCUCUCUGUGCGGUAUCACUGGAGAGAAGUAUGCCAUGGGCAUAAACUUCACCUUCACCAAUGAGUGCUGCAACACUAACCUGUGCAACGGGGCCACUUCCUACACACCUUCUAUUUGGAUGGGCUAUCCACUCUAUCUUCUCCUCUACUUCUCUCUUGUAUCCUGGUGAUCAAUUAAAAACACACUAUACAAGAGACUCCACUCAAAGACACACAGUGUAUACAGACAGAAACAUUUACCACUUAAGUCACAAUACUUAAGAACUGAUUAAAAGCACCAGAGGAGCAGUUGUGGCCCAGAAAAUUCCCUGAAUUAUUUGAACGUGAUACUAAAACAACUAGAUAGUCCUUAAAUGGUUCAAACGACUCAUAAUUCAAAAGGCUUUGCAGAUCAUUUUAAGACUAGAAACCUGUUAUUUUAUGGUGGGUAAUACAGGAUAUAGGGCUUCUGGUAGUAUACUUACAAACAUUAUUUACAAUGAAUUUGUAUACUAUAUAAAAUUUAGCACUAUGUAUUUGAAGAUGACAUUUAGACAAUGUUUACUCUGACAUAUGAAGAAUACAUUUCUUAUAUCAGUAAUCCUUGUGUAAGUAGAACUUAACAUUAGACACUUUGUGCUAAUGAAGGUGGCCUAUGAUCUAAGGGUGAUGCAUUCAUCACAAUUUACCUGAGUGAUUACUUCAGUUGCAGUUAAACCAAACCAACUGAAUAUGCAUCAGCCUGAAUCAACAUUAGUUUUAUAUAAUGUCACAGGCAACAUAUACACAUGAUAUGGCGUAGACAUGGUACAAACAAAAUAGCACAUGGUAAAAUCCGGUACUAUAUCCCAGUGUGACAAAAUGUCUGUAGAAAUUGACCAGUUUCAAAAAUGAACUAAAACAUGAAUGUAACUUACAUUAAUCUGAAUGUUAACUAAGUGUGUGCACAGUAAACUUGCAUGAAAGAAUGUUCCCUUUGUAUUUAAAUUUGAAAUAGCUAACAAUAUUAUCAGCCUUUUUCAAUUUUUUUAAAUUACAAGAAAUUGUGUGAAAUAAUGUGGCAAAGAUUAAUAAAUUAAGUACUCUUG